CACGUUGGCCUUUUUUGCCUUUUGUUUUCUGUGCUUCCUAAGCAUUUGUCUAUGUCUCCUACUUCUGCUUGCUUCCCCUUCUCAGAACUACUGCAAAUGGGGGAGGAAUCAUACUUUGAAUUUCUUGUUAUUAUUUGAUACUACUUGUACCCUUUUUUUCUAAUCUAUCUUCUCAAUCUUUUAGCUACCCUCUUCCACCCAAGACUCCUCUUCUCCCUCUUUGCCAAAAACAUGAAUUGAGUGAAUUUCUUUCCCGUUCUUGCUUUAAGGCCACCUACUUUAAAUAUUGGGAAAUUCUUGCCAUGAUUUGACUUCAUUUCCUUUUUUUAAUAACAAAAAGCUUUUAGCUUUGUGGAUACUCUUUCAAGAACAAACUUGAUUGCUCUCAAACCCGCAACUUUAAUUGUCUUGCUUUUCUUUUUCUUUUUCCUUUUACAUUUUCUUUGUUGAGGGUUAGUUUUGGCCCUUUUGGUUUCUUGUCCAGGUGUAAUGCGAUACUGAGAACAAACAAGGCACCGCUUGAGGCCUUUAAUGGAAAUUGAUCUGAACCAUGCAAUAGUAGAGAGUAGUGAGGUGGAGAAGAAUGCUAAUGCAUGCAGCUGUAACGGGGAAUGUGACAAAGGUGGUUGUGGCUUUGGCUGUGUUUAUUGCUCUUUGUCCACUUCCACCUCUUCGUGCUCUUCUAAUGCUUCCUCCUCUAAUCCUCCUCCUCCGUCGAAAAUCUUCAUGGAGCUCUGGUAUGCCUGUGCUGGCCCUGUCACUAGCUUGCCCAAGAAAGGAAAUGUGGUGGUCUUUCCUCAAGGUCACCUGGAACAGGCUGCUUCUGUCUCUUCUUUUCCUGCUUUGGAAGUUUCUUCUUUUGAUCUCCAACCACAGAUCUUUUGCAAGGUUUUAGAGGUCGAGCUACUUGCUAAUAAGGAGAAUGACGAGGUCUACACACAGCUGACUCUGCUCCCUAUAUCAGAGGUGCUAGCCUUGCGUUCAGGGGGAAAAGACCAUGAAGAGGCGGGGACCGAAGAAGUGCCAAUAAAAUCAACCUCUCAUAUGUUCUGCAAAACUCUUACUGCCUCUGAUACCAGCACCCAUGGUGGAUUUUCUGUUCCUCGAAGAGCUGCCGAAGACUGUUUCCCACCUUUGAAUUAUGAAGAGCCGCGGCCCUCUCAGGAACUUGUUGCCAGGGACAUACAUGGUGUGGAAUGGAGAUUUCGGCAUAUAUAUAGAGGCCAGCCGAGGCGACAUUUGCUUACAACUGGUUGGAGCAUUUUUGUAAGCCAAAAGAAUCUUGUAUCCGGUGAUGCAGUUCUCUUUCUCAGGGGUGAAGGCGGGGACCUGAGGUUAGGAAUAAGAAGAGCUUCUGGACUUCGAAAUGGCCUCUCUGAGUUAGUUAUUAAAAGCCAGAAUGCUUAUCCCAGAGUUCUUGCGCCAGUUGCAAAUGCUGUCUCAAGCAAUACUGCUUUCAAGAUUUUCUACAGCACAAGAGCAAGUCAUGCUGAUUUUAUUGUACCGUAUCAAAAGUACGUGAAAAGCAUCAAUAACCAGAUACCUGUUGGGACAAGAUUCAAAAUCAGCAUUGAUUUGGACAAUGCUCCUGAUAGAAGGUACAGUGGUGUAGUGACUGGAGUUGGUGAUGUUGAUCCCCACAGAUGGCCAAACUCAAAGUGGAGAUGCUUAAUGGUCAGGUGGGAAGAAGAUGCUAGCAACCGUCAUGAAAGAGUUUCUCCCUGGGAAAUUGAUUUUUCAGCUUCUUUUGCAAACAUGACCAUCCAGACUUCUCCCAGAAUGAAGAAACUGCGCACCUGCAUGCAAGCAGAUGUGCAGAACAGCUCUAGAAAUGGUGCUGAUCUUCUAUCCACCGAUGCCAUAUACCAACAACGUUAGCGGGGCUAACAAAGCUGUUAUGGCACCGCCUGUAUGGAAUGGUUAUAUUCCUGGUCAGGUUCCCCUUUGGGGCUUUGCGGAGUCUGCACGAUCCGGUAAGGUCUUGCAAGGUCAAGAAAAUUUAGGUUUAGCUUCACCUCUUUAUGGCGGUGAUAAGAUAAACCGCCAGUUGGAUUUUGAGAUGCAUUCUGUUGCACAUCAACAAUUUGUGUCAAAUGGGAUGGAGAAGGCAAACUACAGUGAUUUUAGCAGAAGUCAGCCUUCCAUCACCUACUCAGGCUCUAUGGAAACAAAUAGCUUUCCAAAGGUCUUGCAAGGUCAAGAAAUUUGCUCACUUAAAUCUCUAACUGGAAAAACUGAACUCAAUCCUAGCGG
Messenger RNA from Coffea arabica (coffee), 2253 nucleotides. The record is from RefSeq and is a predicted model, not a curated record. Lineage: Eukaryota; Viridiplantae; Streptophyta; Magnoliopsida; Gentianales; Rubiaceae.